GGAGGAUCCUGGACUUGGUGAGGAGGACGCUUCUCUUCCAGGAGACUGAAAAACUCCCCUCAGUAAACACUCAGGAUAUUACAGAUGUUUUGUUCCUUCGCUGGACAUCAGGAGAGGAUCAGACUGACAGCCUGAGUGUGCUAGGCAGGGGCAGCAGAGGGCGGAUGGUCAUUCAUAAUGAGGCGGCUGCUGCUGACAGUGUUGCUGCUGCGCUCUUCUCCUCUUUUCCCACCCAGCGCGCAGGAAGGGUAGCACCUUCCAGUCAUCCCUCCAGGCUGAACAUGGCCGGAUCACAGCUCCUGUCGGUCUUUAUCCUCCUUGUUCUCUGCUCUGUGCGUGUCUCUGGAGAGGUUGUGAACUUUGCGGACUCCGUGCAGUUUACGGUGAGAGAGGAAUGCGCUGGUGGCGGCAUGCGGCUGGUCCGCGUUCGGAAGACGGACCCCAUCGUCCCUCGGACGGUUGCAACACUGGUCCACGGUGUGUGGCAGCCCGCUGAAGACUACAAGCACCGGAUUCAUCACGUCUCAGCCUCCAGCGUCAAACUCAGCGAGCUGGACUUCAACGAUGAUGCGUUUUAUGAGUUCACUUGCAACAACGAUCUCAUCAGAACCAUCCAGCUGACUGUGGUCUUCCCCUAUGACGUGAGAGUGUGUGAGGGGGAGACAGCCAGGAUCCCCUGCCACCUCCCAUCGGAGGAGCUCCAGGGGAAGAGCGCACAGUUUGAGAGGGACGGGGAGCUGGUUCUGGUUCUGGAGCAGACCCGCUCCUCCGGACAGCCCGAGGGGAGACUGUCGGUGUCCCCUGACUGGGUCCAGACUGGAGACUUGUCCCUGACUGUGGAGGACGCUCAGCUGGAGGACGGAGGGAGCUACGUUUGUUACACCGUGGAUGGAAACGGAGGGAAGACCAGAGGAGAACCUGCUGCUGUGAAGGUGACCGUCCAGAGGAACCGCCCUGCUCCCACUGAUGCCCCUCAACAGCAGCCGACACCGGGACCGGACCAGGAGCAGACUGGACUCAUCGUCAGUAUAAUCCUCAACGUGCUGCUCCUCACGGCCGCAGUUACCUUCUGCGGCUUGUGGAGGGUCAGUGUGAGGAGAGGCUGGAGGAGCAGAGACGGUCCCUCUGGAGGGAGGUCCUGAUGGAGUCAUCGCUUAGGAGACGCUUAGUGGUGUUUUUAUUUAUCUUAUUAUCUUUUUUUUUUUUUUUGUUUUUGGUUCGACAGCCAAUUUAAAAACCAUCAGUGUGGAGUCACCUGCAUGAAUUUUCACAUUCACACAGUUAUACGAUGGUUUGAUUUAUUUUCUGUGCGUCACGCAGCUUCACACCGCUCAUAUAACUCCGCUCCCUGCUGGCUUCUUAUAUCACAUCAUCUGCUUCAUUUACAAUCGAAGAGGUUUGUUUUUAAAACUGUGACCAUCUUUUGUUCACGUCCGUGAGGUUUUUGUUUCCCUCCAUGAUUUAUUUUGAAAAUAUACAUUUUACAAUAUAAAGUCUGGCAGGAGUUUUAUUCUUCCACUCCUCAUCGCUCAUUAAGACGAUCACGUGAUUCUAAUCAAGCGCGUUCGUUAGAAACAUUACAAGAUAAUAACCAGUGUUGUUUUCAAAAACUUACUCCGUUAUAAUCUGAUAUUAAUAAAUUGCUGCGACGCGUUGCUUUUGUAAGGAAACACUGGUGAUGACGCCUUCACGUCCCUUUGCUUUUUUGCUCUCCGGCGGCUCUGAAGGCCUCACCGGAGAUCGAUACACUGUCUGAUCGAUCACUGCUCUACUACUACUACUGAGAUUACACGCUUACAGAUGAAACAGCUGGAUGUUGAGACAUCAUGCAGUGUUUCUAACAGGACAGCGGCUUCAGCUGGCUCGGGAUCAGAUUUUUUAAAAAAAACAUUCUGGUGUUUGUUGUAGAGUAACAGUGGAUGACGUGCUGCUCUGCCCAAAGCAUCACAACCUCCAACUCUGCUGACCGAGCUCUAAACAAAAGCACCGACGCUGGAAACACAAUAUAUGCUUUACACUGUAACACUGAACACUGAACACACUAAACACACAUCUCAUGCAAUCAUUGGGAAAACGCAUCUAUUCAAAAUACAAAACGCAGCUAAAAUCGGAAAAGCAACAUUUACAUUUAAAAUAUAACUGUAGACCAGUCAGUCUAAACCAAAGCUCUACAAACACAGCCACACACACACACACAUUUUUUUUGUUUUGUUUUUUUAUUCACCUAUCUGUUUUAUUUUACUUUAUUUAAUGAAUUGUAUUUUGAUUGUACAAUACUUGAAGCUUUGUCAGUAUUGAUGAUAUUGUUGACCUGAUCUUUAUGCUAAUAAAGCUAACCCUCUUACCUGCACACUGAUGUCUUGUUAAUUAGCUGAUUAUUGUUCUGUGAUUGUUACCUUUAUAUGAUACACACACACACACUAGCA
Messenger RNA from Acanthopagrus latus (yellowfin seabream), 2426 nucleotides. RefSeq lists its product as uncharacterized. Bases 165 to 1142 code for a protein of 325 amino acids. The record is from RefSeq and is a predicted model, not a curated record. Lineage: Eukaryota; Metazoa; Chordata; Actinopteri; Spariformes; Sparidae. The transcript has 3 exons.